Messenger RNA from Talaromyces amestolkiae, 2469 nucleotides. RefSeq lists its product as uncharacterized. The transcript has a single exon. NCBI's taxonomy places the organism in Eukaryota, Fungi, Ascomycota, Eurotiomycetes, Eurotiales, Trichocomaceae. The record is from RefSeq and is a predicted model, not a curated record. Bases 1 to 2469 code for a protein of 822 amino acids.
AUGUCCAAGACGACACGAUAUCGAGAACCGAACCAAUGGUCUCGUCCGCGCGAUCAUCUUGACCCCGAAAAGGCUUCGUCGCCCAUGGCCUAUGAUUCCUCCCUCAGCGACGACGAACCCGUGUACUCCGAUACCUCUCGAGUAACCUCAGGCUCACUGAGCUCACACAUUCCCAUGCUAGGCAGCCCGUCUCGGCGGCGGAGGCCGCGGAGAAAUGGGAUUAUGCCGCAUCGAUUGAUGAGAUGUGUCUGUCUGGCCGUCUUUGUCGCUCUCCUCCUCUUUGUCCUCAAUCUCUUCCGAUUCACACUCUUUGGCCGUGCUGAGCAGGUGCCAAUCGACGUCGCGAAACCAGCGCCGAAACCACACGCAUGGGAAAGUUUCCCUUUCCUUAAACGCUACCAUGGAGGCAUCAGGACAUUGGUGCCACGAAAUGAAAGUGUGCCGGAAUAUCCAGGAGAUGGCACUUUAGAUGAAUUGACGCUAGCCAUGGAAGAUGCUUUGCGAACAGAUAAAUCACCAGGGGAGGAGGAGCAAGCAAGGAAGACGGUGCAAAAACGCUCGGAAGGCUUACCUAUGACCAGCACCGCUUACAAUCCGUACCCGAACUACAACUCAGAGGAAUACAUCCAUAAAUAUGGAGAGAAGGUUGAGUGUUUCCUUGACGAAGAUAGUCAAGUGAGAAUGCCUUACUUGCAAUAUUAUCCUGGCGUGCCACAAGGCUUUCCCGACGCGAUCAUGGGCUCCAACGAGAUGUUGGGAAUGCGCGACGACGUUUGCUUCGAUCGUUUCGGUCGUCUUGGUCCUUAUGGUCUGGGGUACGGCGCGAGGAAAGGUGGUAGCGGAGCCGGCAUGGAAGGCGAUCGUGAGGGCUCGGAGCGUGUAUGGGAUGACGUCGCACCUGUGGAUUUUCGUGAAAUCAACUGGGCUGCAGCACAAAAUCGCUGCGUGAUUGCCAACAGUCACCGUUUCGCUAAGCUUGGAGAUCCUCAUCUUGACCGUGCCUUCGCUAUGCCGAUUGGUGCUCCUCCCAAGCCACAUAUGGAGAGUUCCGCUUCCGAGAAGGAAUACGCCAAAGGCACAGAUCGUUUACCACGUACAGCAGUUUUGAUCCGAACCUGGCACGACUUUCACUACACGGAAGAGGAUAUAAUGUACUUGCGAGCUCUUGUCACGGAGUUAUCCUUGAUGACCGGUGGAGAAUUUACAGUACAGUUCCUGAUUCAUGUCAAGGAUGACAACUUGCAGAUCUGGUCGGAUGAAGAGACAUACGACCGCGUGCUCCGAGACGCUCUUCCCGAAGAGUUUCAGGGUAUGGGGAUCCUAUGGUCAGAAAGGCAGAUGAACCUCAUCUACGGUGGCUUGGAAGAGAGUUUCGAGCGCGGAUUGCCAGUUCACGGAGUUUACCGUAGCACAUUUAUGCCCGUCCAAUACUUUUCGCAUCUUCAUCCCGAAUACGACUAUGUGUGGAACUGGGAGAUGGAUGUUCGCCACACCGGUCAUUGGUAUCACUUCUUUGACAAGGCAGCUAGUUGGGCUCGCCAACAACCUCGAAAGGGACUGUGGGAGCGAAACUCUCGGUUCUACGUUCCUAGCGUCCAUGGUCCAUGGGACGAUUUCAUGCAUACCGUCCGCGUGCAAACAGAGUUGGGCACAAAUAGUCCCAACAACAUCUGGAGCGCCGUCAAGGAUAGCGAAGACAAAUCUGACCCCAAUCACAAAGAUCAUGGUCGACAUGGCGAGGAUUUCAUUUGGGGCCCUGUUCGUCCUCACGAGAGCGAUGUUAUGGAGCUCGACACCGAUGUCAUCCCUCCUACAAGUAUGGAAAAGGACAAAUAUGAAUGGGGCGUUGGUGAAGAAGCUGAUCUCCUCGUUUUCAAUCCGCUAUUUGAUCCUGAGGGAACAACCUGGCUCCUCAGAAACGACGUUACCGGAUACAACCGUGAAGACGGAGUCCCUGAACGCCGUGCUGCUAUUAUCACUGCGUCUCGACUUUCUCGCAAACUGUUGUUGACCAUGCACCGCGAAACUAGUAUGAAGCGACACUCCAUGUUCUCAGAGAUGUGGCCAGCAACAACAGCACUCCACCAUGGCUUGAAAGCUGUGUAUGUACCUCACUCGGUGUACAUUGAUCGCAAGUGGCCAACACGGUACGUAGAGGCUGUCUUCAACGCAGGCCGCAACGGUGCUUCUGGAGGAGCCCGUACCUCAGUCUUUGGAGACCGCGAACACAAUUUUCGCGGAACGACAUGGUUUUAUUCUGCAGGCUUUUCAUCGAACUUGUACCGCCGCUGGUUGGGAUACAAAGUUGAUAAUGACGGUGGUGAAGAAGAAGAGCUUGCCGGUGAGGGUCGGCUGUGUCUGCCUCCUAUGUUGUUGCAUCCUGUAAAGGAUGUGCAAUUGGUGAUUGACAAUGGAGAUGUCCCCGACGAAGGGGAAGUGGCUUUGCCAGUCGCCGAAGAAGAGUCAUAG